Cadophora gregata is the source of this 1476-nucleotide messenger RNA. RefSeq lists its product as uncharacterized. Gene Ontology annotation, biological process: carbohydrate metabolic process. The record is from RefSeq and is a predicted model, not a curated record. Lineage: Eukaryota; Fungi; Ascomycota; Leotiomycetes; Helotiales; Ploettnerulaceae. Gene Ontology annotation, molecular function: alpha-galactosidase activity. The transcript has 3 exons. The coding region runs from base 1 to 1476 and encodes 491 amino acids.
AUGGUUCGCUCAGCUUAUGUCCUUGCUGCCGCCGUUUCGCUCUUUCACGUGGCUCAGGCCGUAAACAAUGGUCUUGCCAUUACCCCUCCAAUGGGAUGGAACAACUGGAAUUCUCUCGCUUGCAAUGUUUCCGAAGACUUGCUACUCAGUACAUCGAAGAAGCUGAUUGACUUGGGUCUUCAAGACCUGGGCUAUGAUCACGUGGUUUUGGAUGAUUGCUGGCAAGCUCCUCGUGGCGACGAUGGCUAUGUCACAGCCGACAAGGAGAAGUUCCCUCGUGGUAUGAAGCACGUCUCAGACGAACUCCACAGUGUUGGAUUCAAGUUUGGAAUGUACUCAAGUGCGGGAGAGAUGACCUGUGCAAGAUUUGCUGGAUCACUUGAUCACGAAACGAAGGAUGCCGAGAACUUCGCCAACUGGGGUGUUGAUUUCUUGAAGUACGACAACUGCUACCACAUGGGUCGUAUGGGGACUCCACAGAUCUCAUUCAAUCGCUUCAAGGUUAUGGCCGAUGCGCUGAACAAGACUGGCCGAAACAUCGCCUUGAGCCUCUGUAAUUGGGGAGAGGACUAUGUCCACACAUGGGGAAUGUCCAUUGCAAACGCAUGGCGCAUGUCAGGAGAUAUCUACGACUCCUUCACACGCCCAGAUGCUCUCUGCGCCUGCGAUACGAACAACCCCGCGGAUCCAUUCUGCAUUGCUCCAGGAACUCACUGUUCCGUUCUAUUCAUCCUCAACAAGGUUGCUCCAUUCGCCGAUCGCAGUAUUCCAGGCGGCUGGAGUGAUCUCGACAUGCUCGAGGUCGGCCAAGGAGGCAUGACUGACGAAGAGUACAAAGCCCAUUUCGCACUCUGGGCUGCUCUCAAGUCACCACUCAUGCUGGGGAAUGAUCUCAGAAUCAUGUCACCAUCUGCGCUAUCUAUCGUUAAUAACCCGGCCAUCAUUGCUCUUUCUCAAGACCCCCACGGUCGGUCCGCUACCAGAGUUGCUCGCAAUACCAGCGUUCCCAAGGAUGAGUACGGCAUUGGCGAGACGCACAUCUGGAGCGGGAAGCUCGCAAACGGCGACCAAGUCGUCAUUCUCCUCAACGCUGCGAACGAAGACCUCGAGAUGAGCGCUUCGCUUAAAGAGAUCUUCACACCUUCUGGACCAGGUGGCUCUGCGCCUCAAGUCAAGGAAGCGUGGGAGGUCUGGGACUUGUGGGCUGAUCGCAUGAGCGAUGCUCAUGCGCAGGCUAUCCUUGAGGCUGAGGAUGAUUCGAAGAGAAGUGCAGUUCUGAAGGAACAGAACUGGUAUAAAGCGAGCGAGAUUUCGUAUAAGGAGGGUUUGGAAAAGGGCGAUGAGAGGCUGUUCGGCAAGAAGGUUGGUGUUGUGGAACCUAAGGGCCAGUGGGAUGUUGUUGUUGAGAGGCAUUCGGCAAAGGUUUAUCGAUUCAGACAAGUAAAGGGUGAGAAAGGAGACCAUGAUGAAUUGUAG